CAGCGCCUGGUCGCCAAAGACGUGCAGCCUCCGGAUCCAGCCAGCAUCCGUGUGCUGCGGGGGCACCAGCUGCCCGUCACCUGCCUGGUCGUCUCUCCGGAUGACAGGUUCAUCUUUUCUGCUUCCAAAGAUGGCUCCCUCAUCAAAUGGGAGGUGGAGACUGGGAAGAGGCUGUGCGUGGUGCCCGGGGGGAAGAAGGGCACUGAGGAGCGGCACAUGGGGCACGCAUCCCACAUCCUCUGCAUGGCCAUCUCGUCGGAUGGCAAGUACCUGGCCACGGGAGACAGGAAUAAGCUGAUCAUGAUCUGGGAUGCAGCCACCUGCAAGCGCCUGCACAUCUUCACUGGGCACCGCGACGCUGUGUCGGGCCUGUCCUUCCGGAAGGGCACAUACCAGCUGUACAGCGCUUCCCACGACCGCUGCGUCAAGGUCUGGAACGUGGCAGAGAACGCAUACGUGGAGACCCUGUUCGGGCACCAGGAUGUCAUCACGGGGCUGGACAGCCUGAGCCGGGAGUGCUGCGUGACG
Molecule: messenger RNA, 528 nt
Organism: Eurypyga helias (sunbittern)
Lineage: Eukaryota; Metazoa; Chordata; Aves; Eurypygiformes; Eurypygidae
Product: U3 small nucleolar RNA-interacting protein 2-like
Exons: 6
Cellular component (GO): small-subunit processome
Molecular function (GO): snoRNA binding; protein binding
Source: RefSeq, a predicted model, not a curated record